This is a messenger RNA of Mirounga angustirostris (Northern elephant seal), 4717 nucleotides long. RefSeq names its product EZH inhibitory protein-like. Lineage: Eukaryota; Metazoa; Chordata; Mammalia; Carnivora; Phocidae. The record is from RefSeq and is a predicted model, not a curated record. Gene Ontology annotation, cellular component: nucleus. Bases 634 to 2913 code for a protein of 759 amino acids. The transcript has 4 exons.
GGGAACACAAGCAGGGGGAGUGGGAGAGGGAGAAGCAGGCUUCCCGCAGAGCAGGGAGCCCGAUGUGGGGCUCGAUCCCAGGACCCUGGGAUCAUGACCUGAGCCGAAGGCAGACGCUUAACGACUGAGCCACCCAGGCGCUCCCUGCAAAACAAACAAACAAACAAACAGUAACUGUGAGAGAAGACUCAGAAAUGGACGUGGUUGAAGACCUGAAGAGAGUUAAUCACUUUUUUUAAAAAGCGCUGAGAAAACUUAUCCCAAAGACUCCAAGCAGACGUGCAUCUCAUUGAUAUGGGGGAGUAUCGACGGGAGAAUGCCCAUUCCUAAACCAGUCACUGGAAGGGUAAUGAGAUUACUAUGACCUGGGGGUCCAAGUAUGGAUCGGAAAUUCACAUCGUGGCCCGGGCAGCAGCGGCCCCUAGAAUGGCGAAGCACACGGUUUGGUUUGGCGCCAGACGGAGCCAGGUUGGCUCGCUCCCUUUAAGACGAGAGUCACGUGACAACCACCCGACCAAUCAGAGGUGAAGAUCCGACCAGGACACGCCCAUUCUCCUCACUCCUUCUUCCUGAGCUCUACCCAGACGGCGUCUGUAGCCACGCUCUCGCGUCUCUGAGAGAGAAUCUGGCGUUAUGGACACUCCGUCGUCCGACCAGAAGGCGCAGAAGCAAGAGCAGGGUGAGGUGCCCGAAGGGCCGAAGAACGAGGUCGCCCCUGCCCCCGGCGACGCCCGUGGGGCCGGCAACCCCGAUCCCAGUGCCGUGGUCCCCUCGGUCUCGAGCGGCCUUUCCCCAUCGGGUGGUGGCGCCCCACAGAGCGGUACGGCAGGUUCCUCUGCUUCCGCCCUGGCUGCCGUCGGCGCCAUUUCGGUCAAUGGCGAGGGCCCGGAGCUGCCCUCCACGGGCUGUGUGCAGGAGAGGGAGCGUGCUGACCUCCAGGGCGGCCGCAGUCCCCACGCCAAGCUGAGAUGUGUGGUGCCCGAGCUGAGAUGUGUGGUGCCCGGGGCGGGGCUGGGUCUCCAGGCCUCACACGCGGGCGGCGUGGCCGCCAUGGUGCAAGCCGUGAGGGGAGUUGGCCAGGCCAGCGGGCCUCCGACCCUGACCGCGAGCCCGGGGAGGGGCCGUGGGAGGAAGCAGCCCGGCCGCGAGGAGGCUGCCCAGGCUCAGAAGCCUCCAGAGCGGCGCUGUCUGUUUCCUGCGCUUCCUACAGCUCCGUGCCCCGUGCCCUUGCCGCCAUCUUCUCCGGGCUCUCAGCCCAGCGGCCGCCGCCGUUCUCGGGCUUCUCCGUCGGGUCACGCAUCCCAGCCAGGCCCUGCCCUCCGAAGUCAGGCCCGGGCACCAGGCCCAGCCCUCCGCAGUCAAGCGGCCAGGCCAGGCCCUGCCGUCCACGACCGCGCCACCCCGCCAGGCAUUGAUGAUCUCAGCCGUGAAUCUGAGCCAGGCUCUGCUUGCCGCCGCCGCCGCCAUGCACCCGAGCCAGGCCCUGCUCGCCGCCGCCGCCGCCAUGCACCUGAACGAGGCCCUGUUCGUCGCCGCCGCCGCCGUCGCCUCAGCUGCCGCGCGUCCCAGCCAGGCCCUGCCCUGCGAAGCUCCACCGCUCCGCCAGGCCCAGCCCCUUCUACCUACACCACCCCGCCACGCCCUCUCCGCAGGCAAGCAGCCGGGCCACGCCCGGCCCACGGAAGCUACACCGCUCCGCCGGGCCCUGCUCUCCGGAGCCCGGCGUCCGGGUCGGGCCCUGCUCUCCGGAGCCCGGCGUCCGGGUCGGGCCCUGCUCUCCGGAGCCCGGCGUCCGGGUCGGGCCCUGCUCUCCGGAGCCCGGCGUCCGGGUCGGGCCCUGCUCUCCGGAGCCCGGCGUCCGGGUCGGGCCCUGCUCUCCGGAGCCCGGCGUCCGGGUCGGGCCCUGCUCUCCGGAGCCCGGCGUCCGGGUCGGGCCCUGCUCUCCGGAGCCCGGCGUCCGGGUCGGGCCCUGCUCUCCGGAGCCCGGCGUCCCGGUCGGGCCCUGCUCUCCGGAGCCCGGCGUCCGGGUCGGGCCCUGCUCUCCGGAGCCCGGCGUCCGGGUCGGGCCCUGCUCUCCGGAGCCCGGCGUCCCGGUCGGGCCCUGCACUUCGCAGCCGUGCAUCCGCACGAGGCCCUGCACGCCGCCGCAGCCGUCCUACCACCCCACCAGGUCCUGCUCUUCGUAACCGCACAACUAGGCCUGGCCGGGCCCUCCGCCGCCCCGCCGCGCCGCGCAGUCUUGCCUCCCACCCAGCUCCUGUUCGCUGCAACGGUGCAUGCUGUCGAGGCCUUGUUCUCCACUACCGCGCUACUGGGCCAAACCUUGCCCUCCGCGCCUCCCCUCCAGGCCCUGCUCUCCGCAGCAGCCUCGCAGCCAGUCCAGGCCCUGUUCUCGGGAGCCACGCCUCCACGCUGGGCCCUGUCCUCCGGAGCCAUGUUAUCCAGCAAAGAUCAGCAGUUCGCAGCCUCCCUCCUCCGCCAGGGCUGGCCGCCCAGAGCCCUUCUCCCCCUGGGUUCGCCUUAAGAAGGCUGGUCUCCCGGAGCGGCUCAAAUUCACCUGAUCCUGAGGUCCUGUGCUUUGCCUCCCAGCCUGGUCCUGCCAUCCACGCGAGUUCCUCACCAUCCUCUCUUGGCGCGUUCUAUUCUCUCUUCCCUAGGCGAUAUAGUGAGGGCUUCUUCUCAUCCCCUGGGUCUCCUGGCCUGAACCCCUGCCCCUCCUCUGCUGGGUGUUCUGUCCUUACCUCCUGUUCGUACUCCCGUGGGUUUUGUGGUCUGGGCUCCAUCUCCACCCCUAGCCCUGAUAGCAUUAGGCGUGCCUUGCUGCCAGCACUUGAUGCCCUGAGCCCUGUCUCUCCAGGAGAGCAGGCUGAAAUAGGGAGCACACCGUCCCCACCUACACCUCCUAUGCUGUGACCCUCCUCAUAAGACCCAGUAAAGGAACCCGCAUCCACCCACUGUCCUAAAUGGGCUGCCUGCCCCGCAGUUACCUGUGAGGUUUCCAAGUUUUGUGAGCCAGCAACCAAGGUCCUGAGUUUUGAAACUUCCUCUCCCCAAGGCUCCACCACCCAACACUUAACCUGCUGUUGGCCCUUGAUUCCAGGGCCCCUUCUCCCUCAAAAGGGCUGGCCUGCCUUUGCCCCUGAGUUGAGAUUCCCCUUUUCCAGGGUUGCCACUUAUACAAUGAAUUUUUGAUGAAUAAAAUUAAAAUGUUGACUUCAUUGUGUUUUAUUUUCUAAUGUACUGUGGGUUUUGAUCGAGGUACAAAGGUUUUUAAUUUUGUGUUACAGUUGAAGAAUUAGAAAAAUGUAAUCAGUAUAGUAGCUUUUCUUUUGAAUGAUAAGUGGAGUAAAAUAUUCUGUGAGUCAUUUUGCCAAACUCUGAAGUGGGGGUCUGUCCAAGACGUUUUCACUAGGUAAUGUAUAUGCUUAUAGCAUAAGUAUUAGUACUGGGGUAAGACUAGGGAGCACCUUGAUGGGGAUUAAGAAGUGUAGUUGUUGUGAUGAACUGUGGGUGUUGUAUGUAACUGUUGAAUCACUAAAUUGUCCACCUGAAACUAGUAUUACACGGUAUGUUAACUAACUGUAAUUUGAAUGAAAACUUAAAAAAAAAAAAAAAAGAAUGGGCAAUUUAACCCAAGUUGGCUAGAGAAAUGGACAGGUGGUGGCGAUAUUCUGGGUCAGGAAAGAGGCAGUGCAUGGUCAGGUAUGUAGGAGGAGGAUAGAAGGCACUGCUGAAAUCAAGAGUCAUGAACAGGAAGGGGGAGCAGUUCUUCCUUUCUAGAGGAAGAAAUUCAUUGUGUGUUGGGAACUGGGGCUCCUGAAGGUGGGUCGGGGAGGGGGUGGACUUAGUUGGUGAUUUAAUGUUAAUGACUGAUAUGGGAAUAGUAGAAUGUUGGGUGAACAUUGUGUUAAUGAUAAUUCUAUUAUAAAAAAUAAUUGUUACCUAGUUUGUGAGCAGGUAUUUGAACGUGUGUGUGUGUGUAGACAUACUUGAAGAGAACUAGAUGGACAUACACCACACUAUGAACUGGAUGUAUAUCUGAUUCUCUGAGUAACCGAUGAUGUGGUCUUCUAUAUUCUGUUUUCCACCUUGACCCUAUGACUACUGUGAUGGGACUCAACUGCUUUCAAAAUGUUAAGUUUUGGAAGCAUGGUAGGAUAUCACAUUAAAAUGAAUGGAGUGUAAAAUACAUAUAAACCAAAAUAAAAGGAACCCUCUCUCCCUCCUUUCCCGUAUUUCCCACAAGGUCUGUCCCAGAAGGUAAGUUUUGGUGUCAUUUUUUUGUACACAUUUGACUUUGUAGGGGAUCCUAUAUAGUCUCAUGUCUUUAAAUAUCACCUUAAGCUUGUGAAUCCCAAAUUUGUGUAUCUGUUACCAUCUUUGUAUACCAGCCACAUAUAUCCAACUGUCUGUUGACUUCACUUGAGGUGUCUUAACAGGCAUCUCAAACUUCAGUCAUGAGAGCUGUUCAUUAGAAAUACAAUGCUAGUCACACAUGUAAUUUACAGUUUAUUUAGAAAGUCAUGGAAAUAAGGCUAGUGUUAACACUUGACUCAAAUGACAAAACUAAAUUUAGUAAUGAGUUUGAUGUCCUUUAUUCAAGGGAAAACAAUCCAUAGGUUGGGUGAGUACAGUACCUCACAAGCAAUAGAACACUCAUCCUGAGGGUUUUUGAGCUAAAGCAGGUUUUAUAGUGUUAGAACAGGCAAUAUGAAAG